Molecule: messenger RNA, 3204 nt
Organism: Salarias fasciatus (jewelled blenny)
Lineage: Eukaryota; Metazoa; Chordata; Actinopteri; Blenniiformes; Blenniidae
Gene: tom1l2b
Product: target of myb1 like 2 membrane trafficking protein b
Exons: 14
Coding region: 84-1613 (509 amino acids)
Biological process (GO): signal transduction
Cellular component (GO): membrane; endosome
Molecular function (GO): clathrin binding; ubiquitin binding; phosphatidylinositol binding
Source: RefSeq, a predicted model, not a curated record
GCCGCGUGGGCGGGGCCCCCAGGACGUUUCCUCAUGUAUCAUCCUCCUCGGCUCAUGGACUGACUUGUUUGUUAUCGAGCAAGAUGGAGUUCCUUUUGGGAAAUCCUUACAGUACCCCAGUGGGGCAUUGCAUUGAGAGAGCCACCGACGGCUCCCUGCAGAGCGAAGACUGGACCCUCAACAUGGAGAUCUGCGACAUCAUCAAUGAAACGGAGGAUGGGCCCAAGGAUGCUAUUAGAGCAGUGAAGAAGAGGGUGAAUGGCAACAGGAACUACAGGGAGGUGAUGCUGGCUUUAACGGUUCUGGAGACGUGUGUGAAAAACUGCGGCCAUCGUUUUCACGCUCUAGUGACCAGCAGGGACUUUGUCGAGGGCGUUCUCGUCAAAAUCAUCUCUCCUAAAAACAACCCGCCCACCAUCGUUCAAGAUAAAGUCCUCGCCCUGAUUCAGGCGUGGGCCGAUGCUUUCAGGAGCAGUCCGGACCUCACAGGUGUGGUUCAGAUCUACGAGGAGCUGAAAAGGAAAGGCAUCGAUUUCCCCAUGUCGGACCUGGAAACCCUGUCCCCCAUACACACGCCUCAGCGGGUGGCAUCGGCUCCAGACGGCGACUCCGCCUUGCAUAAGUACAGCGCCACCACUCAGCCGGCGCCGGCCGCCGUCCCGCCUGCGUACACCGCCCCCCAGGGCCCCAGCAUCCACACCUCGGGACCCAUCAACCCCACGUCUGAACAGAUCUGCCGGCUACGCAGCGAGCUGGACGUGGUUCGAGGAAACACUAAAGUCAUGUCGGAGAUGCUGACCGAGAUGGUGCCGGGACAGGAGGACGCUUCGGACUACGAGCUGCUGCAGGAGCUGAACAGGACCUGCAGAGCCAUGCAGCAGAGGAUCAUGGAGCUCAUCUCCUGCGUGUCCAACGAGGCGGUGACCGAGGAGCUGCUGCACGCCAACGACGACCUCAACAACAUCUUCCUCCGCUACGACCGGUAUGAGAGGUUCCGGUCUGGGAGGUCUUCAGCGCAGAGUGUCAACAAUGGGGUCCUCAGCGAGGCCACGGAGGACAACCUGAUCGACCUGGGCCCCGGCUCGCCGGCGGUGGUCAGCAACAUGCCCAACGCCGCUCCGUCCAGCCUGCCGCCCGGCCUGACGGCGCCCGCCGGACGGCCCUCCUCCCCGGGGUCCCUGGCCUCCCGCCUCGCCGGGCUGGAUGUGGGCGGAGACAGCGUCAGCAGCACCCUGAGCUCGCUCUCCAGCUGCAAGCCGCCGCCCACCCAGGACGACUUCGACGUGUUCGCCCAGACCCGGACCGGCGCCGCCGAGGCCGGAGCCCCGCCCACCCUGGACGUCAAGCAGCAGCCGGCCCCCGCAGGGCGUGCGGCACGCCAGCCCUCUGUCAUGGAUGACAUAGAGGAGUGGCUCGCUACUGACGUGAAAGGAGACGAGGGGGAGGAAGGCGUCACCAGUGAAGAGUUCGACAAGUUCCUGGAGGAGCGAGCCAAGGCGGCCGAGGUGACCCCCGGCCUGCCGGCGCCCCCCAGCGGGGCCCCGGGCGCCGCGCCGGGGACCCCCGGCCGCAAGAAGGCGGGCCGAGCCGAGGACGCCCUGUUCGCCAUGUAGAGCUCCAGCGUUGACCUGUGACCCCCGGCCAGCCUCAGAGCAGAGCAGCACGACCCGAGGACGACCCCCGCCCCCCCCCCCCCCCAUUCUGAUCACACUACAGAGCGCCAUCACUGCUUCUUCACCACAGAGGGCGCCGCUCCUCGUGUCGGAGGCCGCCCGCCUCCAGUUGCUGCUAAUCCGGAUCCAAAUUCCCCCCCUUCAGAUCGCCACCCCAGGCGGCCGCCCCCCCGCCCCCCCCUCGCCACGCCUCCGUCAGCCCCGCCCCCCAAAUCUGUAAAUCUGUAAAUGAAGAAAUGUGGAGUUUAUGAGUCGUGUGUAUAUUUAAGCUACAUACUGUAUGUACGAAAAAAAAAAAGAGAUGCUAAUUUAAUGUAGAUUUUUCUGGGAAAGGGUUUAUGCUCCGCUGGCGUCGACGGGAAGGAUGUACCUCAGCGGGCGCCGCGCUCCCGCCGGGAAAGGGAAACACUACAUGAGAUGAGGAGAAGAAGGGAAUCAGGCCUGGUCUCUUACUGUGCUGUAGUUCUGCCUUCGCCCUGCAGGGCGGCGCUGUGUUUUAUUGAGAUUAUUUUGCCGACGGUCUUGAUGCUCCAGUCCUGCUGGCUGCUCCCAGCUCCAAGGACCAAAAUUAUGAUUCUUCUUUUUUGUUUCUGGAUCCAGGAGGAAAGUUGUGGAAAUCUUGAGUCGUUGAUACUUGAUUAUUUGUUUGAAUUCCAGGUUUUGUGUCGAGCAGUUUGAGCGAUUUGCACGUUUCAUGUGUUUAUUUUUUUUUUGUGGGGGGGGGGGGUAUUUCUCCUCUUCCUCCCCUGCUGACAUGUUAGAAGGCCUGACCUUUCAAACACGACGUUUGUUUCCAGAAAUGAGCUCGCCGCUGCGAAACGAGACGUUUCCCCCGACAGAGCAGCACGUUUCAUUCAACACUCUUGUUUUUAUCCUCUCUCCUGACAACAGUAUUUUAAAACAAAAGAAACGCUUUAUUGAAAAUGAAAAUGGGGAAAUGAAGCUGUGUUUGUGGCAGAAUGAGAACGGGUGUGUGUGUUCCAGUGAUCCUGGCUUUUCUGUGUGGAGUUGAGACUUUUCUACGCCGCCGCCGGCCGCCGUGUGUUUCCGUGAGUGUCCCUCGUCCGUCGGUCCGUCGCUGUGAAACGCCUCUGUCCUCGUCGGUCUCAUGAAGGAUGGACCUUCUCUCAGCACCUGAAAAGAGGAAAUUAAAAAAAAAAAAAAAACACAAACACUUCUACCAAUGCAUCCAUGUUGCACAUUCUGAAAGGGAAUUUCCUUUUUUUCUUCCGUUUCCUGGUUUUCGUGUUGAGCGUGUCGAUCAGCUGUUCUGUGACACUAAUCUUUCAUCUCAGUUGAUUCUUCUUUUUUCAAACCGACGCCUCUAUAAAGCUGUUUGACACGUUUGUUCUUGGUUUGUUCGAGCUGUGGGUGAUAUUCCUGACUGGACGCCGGCCCGCCCGUCGCCCUGAUGGCGUGGGGGGCGGGGCCGAGCCGGGCCGCCGCUCGCCAUCCUGAGUUUGCCUCAUCUCUCCUUUCUCUUUGUGUUGUUGGACUUUCUGCAUGAACUCUAAUAAAACAUUAGCAAGUG